UCCGUUGACUGUAUAACAUGGCACAGUAUAAAGGAUCAAGGAGUUUGAGCAGCAUGAAGACACAGUCACCAAUGGUAGAUAUGGCUAAUAACAACGACCCUCUACCCCCAGGAUGGGAAAUUAAAAUUGACCCACAGACAGGAUGGCCUUUUUUUGUGGAUCACAUUAAUCGCACAACAAGCUGGAAUGACCCCAGACACGAUGUCAAAAAGGUCAGCCAGUUGUCUCAAAAUGGCCCAAGUGUGCCACCAGAGCCGAGUCCUCAGGAGAUGCAGAAGGCCUUUGUGAAGGACAUGAAGCACCCCACCCUCCGCCAGGGUUACAUCCCAAUCCCAGUCUGCCAUGAAGGUGCAGACCUCCGUCAGCAACACCCGUGUUUCUCCUACAUCCAGCCGACUGCUCUGCAAAAUAUACGGGCAGAAGGGCGGACACCCUCCCCCACCCCGACGCUCCACUGCAGGCCUAGAUCUCCUUUGCAGGGUUCCUCCGAGAGCUCUACUCCUGAGCCCUGCAUGUCCUGUUCACCUAGUUUACAAGGACCUGAGGGCCAUCCCCUCCACCAGCCCCCGCGACCCAGCAGCACAGGCCUCCAGGCAGGUUACAUACCCAUCCCAGUGAUCCACGAGAGGGCCGGAGGUCACCCACAACAAGCCCCUGUCAAUCCCGCUCUCUACACCCAGCGCUUUCCGGCUUACUCAGAGCACCAGCCCUCCUUCCACCGACUGCAGCCAGAGGACUGGAGCAGUCAUCAUGGAGCCACGCCCUCUUCCCGGGAGCGAGCCUCCCCGUCCCCGAGCGUGCCUCCCCAGCACCGCGAGACUGCCGCCAUCCAUAUCCCACCGCAUAUAAGGAGCCAGUCUCCCCUCAGAGCACAGGUCAUUACAGAGAGACCACAGGUCCAGGUCCACCACCAUGUGCCACAGAGAGAAUCACCCCACAGAAUGGAGCAGGAGCAGGAGAUCUCUCAGUAUCCCCAAGCAGCGCAGAGAGAGGCUGACUCACAGCAGCGUCAACAGCCACAGAUCUCACAGCAACCACAGCAGCCACCACAACAGUACCAAGGACCACAACAACCACAGCAGCAACAACAUUAUCAACAACAGCCACUACAAUACCAACAACCACAACAACCACAGCCACAGCAGCCACAACUCCCACAGCAGCCACAACAGUACCAACAGCCAAAACAACCACAACAAUACCAACAACCUGAACAGUACCAAAAAUCACAACAACCACAGCAGCCACAGCAGUACCAACAACCUGAACAGUACCAACAGCCACAACAGUACCAACAGCCACAACAGUACCAACAGUCACAACAGUACCAACAACCUGAACAGUACCAACAACCUGAACAGUACCAACAACCACAACAGUACCAACAGCCACAGCAAUACCAACAACCUGAACAGUACCAAAAACCACCACAACAGUACCAACAGCCACAACAAUACCAACAACCUGAACAGUACCAACAACCACAGCAACCACAGCUGUAUCAACAACCACAACAGUCCCAGCAACAACCACAACCUCCACAACAACCCCAGCCACAGCCGCAACUGCAGCCGCAACAGACAGCAAACAUCACAGUCCAGAUGUCGCCGAAACCAGAAGCCCAGGAGCCAGUGGCUGUUCCUGCUCCACAGGAGGACUUGCCCCCAAAAUCAGAAAAUGAGCCCGCCGCUCAGUGUCACCCAGGCUUGGCUAAAGUGCAAAAGAUAGAGGAGAGAGUGGCGAAACUGGAGCAAGAGGUGAAAUGCUUUGAUGGGAAGAAGAAUGAUAAGAGGUACUUGCUGCUGGAGGAGCUGUUGACCAAAGAGCUUUUGGCACUGGACUCAGUGGACCCAGAGGGACGUGUGGACGUGCGACAGGCGCGACGUGACGGAGUCCGGAGGGUCCAAACCACACUGGAUGCACUGGAGAUGCUGGAUGAGCGGCCAUCGGGCUCAGUCAAUGAGUCCCCGAUGGAGGGUGACAGCCCGCCACAGAAAGUAGAGCAGCCCAGCAUGAUCAGCCAAGCGAAUGUGGAAAUGGCCAGAGAGAUCUCAUAAUGACUCCAUAGUUUUAUUAUAGUGAAGAGGAGAGAAAUGUAAUCAAAGAUACCGUGGAAAUGGGCUGCUCUCAAUGCUCCCAAUACCCGCCUUUCAACUGCAGAUAUCACAUAGGAACUAUACGAUGCAUGUAUUACUUAAUUUACAGUGUUGGUAUUGUCUGGCAUUCACCACAUUCUAUAUGUGAUGGUGGUAUCCGAGUGCAUCAUGUAUUCAAUGAUGUUAAGCCAUUGUUGUUGCCUUUUGCUGUGCCAAUGUCUUUUUGCAAGACCAUUUUCAUGAUCUAUGUGUUAAAGAGACAUGCAUAAUAGAGGUUAUAUAAGAGGCCUUUAUCCAUCCAUAUAUAUAUAUAUAAGACUAAAAUGUACCUGUAUGUAGUUAAUUUCGGGUCAUGUGAUGUGGUUGUUUUUAAAGUUAUUCAAUACAUAUUCAAUAAGAAGAACACUGGUAUGUAGAGUAGUAGACAACUUCUCUAUAAGAAAGGGCUUCUGUGGAAAUUGUAAGAGAUGUUUAAUAUUUCCCUCUUUUAUUUUUAAUCCACUACUUCGAGAAACAAUAUUUACCUCAGAUUCCGUCAGAAGAAAUGGGACAAAUCUAUGUUAGUAAAUGUUAAUGACUCAGUCAUAGAAAAAUAUUUAUUUUUGUGCCUCAGAUGAUAGAGCUACUUGAGAGAAAAAUCUUCUUUUUUUCUUAAAAAAAAACAAAUAAAAACCAAGUUAUUUCACACACA
Molecule: messenger RNA, 2787 nt
Organism: Oncorhynchus mykiss (rainbow trout)
Lineage: Eukaryota; Metazoa; Chordata; Actinopteri; Salmoniformes; Salmonidae
Gene: bag3
Product: BAG cochaperone 3
Biological process (GO): positive regulation of transcription by RNA polymerase II; hippo signaling
Cellular component (GO): cytoplasm; nucleus
Molecular function (GO): transcription coactivator activity; protein-folding chaperone binding
Source: RefSeq, a predicted model, not a curated record